Messenger RNA from Nicrophorus vespilloides, 615 nucleotides. RefSeq lists its product as uncharacterized. The coding region runs from base 1 to 615 and encodes 204 amino acids. The transcript is spliced from 3 exons. Lineage: Eukaryota; Metazoa; Arthropoda; Insecta; Coleoptera; Silphidae. Gene Ontology annotation, cellular component: extracellular region. The record is from RefSeq and is a predicted model, not a curated record. Gene Ontology annotation, molecular function: chitin binding.
AUGUUCAAGUUCGUCGUCCUCGCCGCCGUCUUCUUCUGCGCCGUCCAGGCCGCCCCCAAACUGAGGGUUAUGACCAAGCAAAUGCCGGCGCCCCUGUUGACCCUUCCCAGCAACGCCACCAGCAUCAGGGCCGACAUCGAUGAUUCCUUCAGCUGCGAAGGUCGCGAGUACGGAUACUACGCCGAUGUUGAGAACGAGUGCCAGCUUUUCCACGUCUGCCUUCCGGUCACCUACUCCAACGGCAGAAGCCAAACCUUCAGGUGGAGUUUCAUCUGCCCAGAAGAAACCGUCUUCAAUCAGGAAAUCUUCACUUGCACCAGAUCCGAUGAGUCCAUCGAUUGCGCCGAUUCCCCGAGAUAUUACAACUUGAACACCAAUUUCGGAGAUGAUCUCUCUGUCGCCGAAGUUCCGGCCGCCAGCAGCGCCGAAGAGGAGCAGGAGCAAGAACAGCCAGCCAGCGACGCCGAAGAAGAAACCGUCGUUGUACCAGAAGUUGCUCAAGAUCUGGAGGCUCCAGUGAUGGACUCGUUGGAAGAAGCUCAACCCUUGGCUGUUGCUGAGCUCGCCAAAUCGCCCACCCCAUUCAUGUACAACAGGAGGGUGAUGAAGGUUUAA